AUGUUAAAGGGAGUAAAGCGAUUCAUAGCAGCUGAAGAAAUUCACCCAUGGCGGCACAAGAUCUCUGCAAAUCAACCCACAAUAAAAUCAUUCUCAUCAUCUUCUUCAAAAUCUUCCUCUUUGUGCAAUUACUACCUAAGAAAAACAAGAAAGUGGCCAAUUCAACCGCACAACAAACAAUUGCCUGAUUUUUUCGCUUUUCAAUUAGCUAAGAAAUCCUUCAAACAAUCGAUCAAAAAUUCCAAAUCUCAUCUUCUUCGUGACCUAAUCGACGCUUGUGCUGCUUACGAAGUCGAACCCACUCCGCAGUCCUACCAUUUCCUCUUCAAAAUUUUGAUUCAAAGCCGCCCUUCAAACUGCCAACACCAAAUCCUGCAAAUUUUGAGCCACAUUGAAAAUUUCGAAAACUUCGUGACACCCGCGUGCGUCUUCAUCGAUAUAAUCAAUUUUUACGGUGAAAACGACAUGUUCGAUGAUGCUGUAGAUCUUUUCUUGGCGACUCCAAGGUUUAGGUGUGAGCCAUCGGUAGAAACGUUGAACGCUUUGCUUUCAGUUCUUUGUAAGGUCGAAAAGGGAAUGAAGAUUGUGCCUACAAUAUUAGUCAAGAGCCAAUCGAUGAAUAUUCGGAUUGAAGAAUCCACUUUCGAAAUCUUAAUUAGGGCUCUUUGCAGAAUUGGGAGGGCGAGUGAUGCUUUGGGGAUACUGAAUCAAUUGGUGGAGGAAGGUUUCGACUUGGAUCAAAAGGUUGGUUCUUUGAUGCUCGCGACGAUGUGCCGGCAGCUGAAUUACGGCGUCGGCGGAUAUGGUGGUGAAAUUUGGGGGUUUUUUGAUGAGCUCAAAUGUUUAGGGUUUAAACCCAAGAGCAAUGAUUUCUUGAAUGUAAUUAGGGUUUUGGUGAAAAGGGGGAAAGGCAUGGAUGCAUUGGGAUUAUUGAAACAGAUGAAGAUGAAUAAAAUUGAGGCUAAUGUUAUGUGCUACCAUCUAGUGCUUGAUUGGUUGAUCUGCAACAAGGAGUUUCCAGUUGCAGAUAAGGUGUUUGAUGAAUUGCUUGUGUUAGGGUUAGUCCCAGAUAUUCACACGUACAAUGUGUAUAUAAAUGGUCUAUGCUUGCAAGGAAAGGUAGAUGAAGGGAUAUCAAUGUUUCAUUCGAUGGAGGAGUUAGGCUGUGUGCCCGACUUGAACACGUAUAGGGCUAUCUCAAGCGCACUGUAUAGGGCAGGGGAGCUAAGUCGGGUGCGAGAUAUGGUGCAAGAAAUGCGGCUGAAACGCAGGUGUUUAGAUCAGCAUAUGUAUGAGAUUCUGAUUGAUAGCUUUGCUGUUGAUGGUGACGUGGAAGGGGCUUGCGGUUUGAUAGAUGAAUUGUUGGAGGAAAGCCAUGUUUAUGAGUCAAAGGGUUUAGAUAAAAUCAUGUGUUGGUUGUGCAAGAUUGGUUUGCAGGAAAGAGCAGAGGAGUUGGUCGAGAAGAUGGUCGUAGGGGAUCUUGCAACGGGCGUGGAAGGUGGUAGUUCAAGGAUCUGAUCUCGCUUUGGUCCUCUUCCCCGGAGGUAUCUCGUAUAUGGAUAUACUUCGUUUGCAGCUCGAGUUUUAAUGGAGAUGUAAUCUAUCUGUGAUGUGAUGUGGCACCAUUAGACCUUGCUGAUUUGAAUUUCAUUCCUAUUAGUUGUAGCAAUGACCAUUUAUAUAGUUACGAAUAUUUCAUCAAAAGAUAUUCAUUGUUUUUUGUGUUA
This is a messenger RNA of Salvia splendens (bonfire salvia), 1727 nucleotides long. RefSeq names its product pentatricopeptide repeat-containing protein At2g38420, mitochondrial. The transcript has a single exon. NCBI's taxonomy places the organism in Eukaryota, Viridiplantae, Streptophyta, Magnoliopsida, Lamiales, Lamiaceae. Gene Ontology annotation, molecular function: protein binding. The record is from RefSeq and is a predicted model, not a curated record. The coding region runs from base 1 to 1518 and encodes 505 amino acids.